Macadamia integrifolia is the source of this 1725-nucleotide messenger RNA. RefSeq names its product anthocyanidin 3-O-glucosyltransferase 2-like. The coding region runs from base 104 to 1558 and encodes 484 amino acids. The transcript has a single exon. Lineage: Eukaryota; Viridiplantae; Streptophyta; Magnoliopsida; Proteales; Proteaceae. Gene Ontology annotation, molecular function: UDP-glycosyltransferase activity. The record is from RefSeq and is a predicted model, not a curated record.
AUACAACUCAUUCGCUAUCCAAUUAGGCCCGAUCGGGAAGGAACCUAACCUGUUUUCAGGUAAAGAAGAAGCGACCUUACGCCAGGAAAAGGAAGGUGGAAGGAUGAAGAAGAAAGCAGAGUUGGUGUUCAUCCCAGCGAUGGGAAUCGGUCACCUUGUCCCAAUGAUGGAGUUUGCCAAACGCCUCCUCAAUCGAGACGAUCGCUUCUCCAUCACCGUCUUCCUCAUCAAACCACUCUUUGUUUCGUCAGAAUACAUCUCUUACACCGAUUUCCUUGCGGAUUCCGUUCCCCGGCUCCAAUUCAUCCACCUCCCGGAGCUCGACCCGCCUCCUUCAUCGUACAAUCUCGGAAACCGAGGCAGCCUCGUAUCUGUUCUCGUAGAAACCCACAAGCAACUCGUCAAGCACACAAUCACCAAUCUCUUUUUUUCCAACUCGGACUCUGAGUCGGCUCAAACUCGAGCUCCACUUGCAGGGUUAGUCAUCGAUCUUUUCUGUUCCACCUUGAUCGACAUCGCCAACGAAGUCGACGUCCCUCCCUACAUUUUCUUCACCUCUACUGCCGGAUUUCUCGGUCUCUUACUCCACCUCCCUGAACUCGACAACCAGAUCAACACCGAUUUUAAGGACUCGGUCACAGAGUUGAGUAUUCCGAGUUUCACUAACCCAGUUCCCCCCUUUGUGUUGCCGUUGCCUUUGUGGAGCAAAAAGGACGACGGCUACGACUGCUACCUUUAUCACGGCCGAAGGUUUACAGAGGCGAAGGGUGUUAUCAUAAACUCAUUCGCCGAGCUCGAACCCACACCGCUAAACUCGUUCUCCAGUGGUCGAAUCCGGCCACCGCCGGUAUACCCUGUUGGACCGUUAAUUGAUCUGUAUGGGCAGGGUCACAAUCAGAACCAGUUGGAAGAAAACAUCAAGAGUUGGCUAGACGAUCAGCCACCUUCCUCUGUGGUUUUCCUGUGCUUCGGAAGCAGAGGAAGCUUCAAUGCAGCGCAGGUGAAAGAGAUUGCGAUUGGGCUUGAGCGGAGCGGGCAUCGUUUUUUGUGGGCCCUACGUCGGCCGCCGGAGAAAAAUAAACUUCACCCGCCGACCGAUUACGUGAAUAUUGGAGAGGUCCUACCAGAAGGAUUUUUAAAUCGGACGGGGGAGAGAGGGUUGGUGUGUGGAUGGGUUCCACAGACGGCUGUGCUGGCCCACCGAGCGAUAGGUGGGUUUGUGUCACAUUGUGGGUGGAACUCGAUACUGGAGGGCAUGUGGUUCGGUGUGCCCAUCGCAGCUUGGCCUUUGUAUGCUGAGCAGCAUCUGAAUGCGUUUGAGAUGGUAAAGGAGUUGGGAGGAUUAGUGGUGGAGUUGAGGUUGGAUUAUAGGGGAGGAGAAGAUUUGGUGAUGGCAGAGGAGGUGGAGAGAGGGGUGUCGCGUUUGAUGGAUUCUGAUUGUGGGGUUAGGAUGAAGGUUAAGGAAAUGAUGGAGAAGAGCAAGAGUGCUUUGAUGGACGGUGGAUCUUCAUUUAAUUUUCUUGGAUCCUUUAUUAAGGAUCUAAUGGAUGAGGACUGAAGUGGGGAUUGAAUUGGCCCCAAUGAGAUAGCAGAAUGAUUUUGGGGUGACAUGAAGUUAGUUUUUUUUUUUUUUAAUAAAUAAAUAAAUGUCAGUUAUAUAUAGCCACCGCUAUAUAGAUGAAGUAUAACAUAUUAUAAUAUUACAAAUGCUGAGGUAAGGUAAUA